CUCAAAAGUCGUCCGGCAAGGAAACCCUCACAGCGGAUGUGGACUUCAUACAAGUGAGAUCGAAGACAACGCUAUCGAGGAUCCACUCGGACGCUGUAGUUAGGCGAGGGCCAGAAUGGUCCGAGCGACCACCCUUCUAGCGGCAGUUCUGCUGCUGCUGCUGGGCCAGCAUGUUGGUGCUCGGCCGCGGCUGUGUUCGCGAAGCACAACGUACUACCUGAGGGAGGGGAGCGUCAACCUUGUCGCUCUGCUCAGCGCCUCAUGACACUUCUGCUUGCAGCAGGCAUCCAGCUUGGAAUUUCUGCUGCAAGACCUGCAAACCAAUCAUGGAAUGCAGGACGUUCAUUUGACGGUCAUCAAUGGCAUGGAAGCCAUAAAUUAUACCGACCAACUCAGAAGACGGACCAGUUUCCCUGUUCUCCAAGAGGUCCCAGCGGAUCCGCUGUGGAGUGAGCUACAGGGAGACAAGGACGACUUCUUCGUUUAUGACAGGUGCGGUCGCCUCACGUACUACCUACCUUUCCCUUUGAGUAAACUGCCGCACCGUAACAACUCCAUUACACGACAAGUGCUCCUGGAGACCUAUAGCGCUAGCAUUUGUGGACGCUGCCGCGAAGAUUUUGGUUCUGAGGCUACGGAGACGCCAAAAGAAGCACAAAAUGGAUCAUACCAAAGUGAAGCGCAGCAGGCUCAAGACGCCAUCACUGAGAGCAAGGCGAACCCCGUUGAGUCGACGGAGCUCAUAAUCGACCCCGAUGAAUCGACCGAGUUGCCAACCGACACCCUUGAUACGACCGAGGGGCCAAGCACUUCAACCACGGAGAGUUUAGGUUGGAGAGUGGUGCACAUGGUUUUUGGAGUGGGGCACAGAGUCCAUGACGUCAACAACACUAGGGAAGUCAUUGGCCAAUUCCAUAAUGACACCACCGAAGGCGACGACGAAGGCAUCCAAGAAGCAAAGCCCAGAGAAUGCAAGUCCGUUGACAAAGCCCGGUGCUUCGACUGGCCUCAAGAGCGCAUCCAAAGAGUGCGACGUUGUUGCAGUGGAGAAGUCAGGUCACGGAGGCAUUGCGGACGGCUCACAAGGCGUGUCUGCAAGAAGAUACACCCGCUCAUUACCUGUUGCCCAUCACUCCGUCGAGAGAGAGAUGCCAAACUGAGUGUGCUGUACCAGGACAUAUUUGUCAACAGGACCUCUGUAAGGACGGCCGAUCCAAUGUCUAGCUGACAAUGAUUGUGAUCACAGCUUCCUUCUCAUCCAUAAGCGAUGACGAAGGAAGUUGGGAUCCUUAUAUUACGAAGGUGAGAGUGGAAGGCGGCGCAAGAUCCGUCGGGAUGAGAAUACCGAGUACUGUGCCGGAGACAGUACUCGGUACUAUCAAGUGAGCAAAUAUAGAAACUUGGUUUGAAAAUUCUGGCUGAGAAUUACGGCGUUUGCAUGCUGUCGUAGCCUGUUAUUAAAGCGUCUAGUCAACAUAUUUUUAUGUCCAACAUUUUGGGUUAGUAACUUACAAAUUACGAAGAGAACAUUGAACUUACACUGUUAAAACAGAACUUCACCAGAUAACACGCUCCUAGCCAACCAUAAUUCCGAGUGAUAUCAUACGUGCAUUGAUUUGUUGAAAAUGGAAGGAGGCGCCUAUCUGAGACAGAUUAUGCUUGUCCCAGAUAGGCGCCGCUCCCCUGUUUUCAACACAUCACGACACAGAACAAUAUAAUUCGGAAUGAUAGUAGGCUAGGAGCGUGCUAUAUGAUGAAUUUCUGUUUUAACAGUGUAGAUAGAUAGAUAGAGAGAAUGGCAGCAUGGGGGGGGGGGGGGGCAGGCAAUGUGUCAAAGCCUCCGGUGUUAUAAACCACGGAUUGUUUGUUUUCCACGUGCGAUGGCCUUCAGGCCCUGCAGUAUGAUACACGGAACGCGAAAUCGUAAAUCGAAGCAUCCGUGUUGAUGUGUCAGGCGCCUAUUGAGUCAGCACAAAGAAUACUUAUACGCGGUUAAAGUGAAAAUCUAAGAUGAUAUUUAUAACCUGUUCCCGUGAGACAGAACAGUUGACUCAUGUUUAGGAACGAGCCAAUAUGAGAGGUCCGGGACAAAAGUUGCGUGCCCGGAACUUGAUGGUGCUCUUAACUACGACAUGUGGCUCCUAUACCCUGUUCUCUCUGGAGCUCCUCUGUAAAUGCGCUAGAGGAGGAAAUAAAGGACUCUCGCUGCCAUGUUUGAACAUGCAGCGAAAUGCUUACAUGAA
This is a messenger RNA of Ornithodoros turicata, 2243 nucleotides long. Its product is annotated as selenoprotein P-like. Gene Ontology annotation, molecular function: selenium binding. The transcript is spliced from 6 exons. Gene Ontology annotation, cellular component: extracellular region. Bases 332 to 1228 code for a protein of 298 amino acids. Gene Ontology annotation, biological process: selenium compound metabolic process. The record is from RefSeq and is a predicted model, not a curated record. Lineage: Eukaryota; Metazoa; Arthropoda; Arachnida; Ixodida; Argasidae.